UUAGUUGGGUAACUACACUGAGUAAGACCCUGAAAAAACCUGAGUUAUGCUGAGGUAAGAGGAGGAGGAAGAGGAGGAGAAGGAUCCAGAAUGUGGUGAAGGGGCACUGAAGUUAAACUCUGGAGGGAGUGGAGUCGCUGAAGGAAAGAUUCGAGUAGUUUCCUUCCCCGGUGCAGACAUACUCAAGUUCAAAAUUGUACUUUUAAAGACAUUCUUUUUAAUAGUCCAGCAAAGGAGAGAUGAGGCUACCUGGACCACUUCAAAGGCCAGGUUUUGGCAGCGUUUGUCUGCCCUUCUUUAAGAACGCAGAAGGCUUUCUGGCUGUUUACGCUCAGGGGGGACUGAGGAAACCCAGCUGUCCCGCUCUCACAGCGCGGGCCGUGUUCACGGCGGUUGUGAGAGACGGCGUGUGAGCGUCAGCGCGACGUACAGGAAGCGCGCGGGAUGAAGACUGGGCCGGUCCCGGGACAGGAGCUGCAGCUAGGGGGGCGAACCCCGACUCGUUUCCUGCCCGUUCGGACGCUGGCGGACGACCUGAUCCCGCGUCUCAUUCACACCCUUCCUGAAGCCAGAGCUAAUGAAAAGGGGCGAGGACUGGGCGCAGCGAAGAGUCUACGAGCUUCACCCCUGACCCGACGGAGAGACAUUUUCAGGGGCACGGAGAGGUUUUGGCGAGAGGGACGGCCAUGGAGGGUGACUGCCUCAGCUGCAUCAAGUACCUGAUGUUCGUCUUCAACUUCUUCAUCUUUCUGGGCGGCUCCUUCCUGCUGGGGGUGGGUAUCUGGGUGCUGGUGGACCCCACCGGCUUUCGGGAGAUUGUGGCCGCGAACCCCCUCCUCUUCACGGGCGCUUACAUCAUCCUGGCGCUGGGGGGCAUGCUGUUCCUGCUGGGCUUCCUGGGCUGCUGCGGGGCCAUCCGCGAGAACAAGUGCCUCCUGCUGUUUUUCUUCAUGCUCAUCCUCAUCAUUUUCCUGGCAGAGCUUGCCGCCGCGAUCCUGGCCUUCAUAUUCCGGGAGCAUCUGACCAGAGAGUACUUCACCCACGAGCUCAAGAGGAAGUACCAGGGCUACAAUAACACCGACGUGUUCACCUCCACGUGGAACGCCAUCAUGACCACGUUCGGAUGCUGUGGGGUGAACAGCCCGGAGGACUUCGAGGACAGCCUCUUCAGGCUCAUGAACCCGAACGAUGUGGUGCCGGAGGCCUGUUGCCAGAGGAACGAUCACCCUGGAGACGGAGCCCACAUCAGCCGGGAGGAGUGUCUCAUGGGCAGCAUGCUGUUCCGCAACAACAAGGGUUGCUACUCAGCGGUGGUGGACUACUUUGAGACGUACAUCUAUUUGGCCGGAGCCCUGGCCAUUGUGGUGCUGACAAUUGAACUCUUCGCCAUGGUGUUCGCGAUGUGCUUGUUCAGAGGGAUCCAGUAGAAUGGCCGCCCUGUACAGGAGGACUUUUCAAAAGGGAAAUUGUGGUAAACGGAAAAAAAAAAACAACAAUUCUUGUAAAAUAUGAAGGAGACAUCUUUAAUGUUGUUCUUUUUUAAUAAAGACAAAUUGGAAAAGAAAAAAAA
Anguilla rostrata (American eel) is the source of this 1570-nucleotide messenger RNA. Its product is annotated as tetraspanin-18B-like. The transcript has 9 exons. Gene Ontology annotation, cellular component: plasma membrane. The coding region runs from base 687 to 1427 and encodes 246 amino acids. The record is from RefSeq and is a predicted model, not a curated record. Lineage: Eukaryota; Metazoa; Chordata; Actinopteri; Anguilliformes; Anguillidae.